UCUCAAAACAUAGUGUGACUUCAAUUUCGAAGUUAGUUUUUAAAAAGUUUAUGGUGUAUGUGAUGAGUUAAAAAGUAGUUUUUACUUAGUUCAAAAUGGGAAAACGAAAAUAUAAUGAAGAAACAGAGGGUCCUGAUAAUAAAAACAAAAAAUUGAGUGAAAUACAAAGUAUAACAAUAGAUGAAAAUGAAGAUCAAAAUGAAACCGGUCAAGAGAAUAAUCAAAAUACUUCCUCAAAACAAAAUAUUUUUGACUUGAAACACUUUCGGAAGGAGUUAACGAAAAAACAAGGUCAAACAAUGGUUUUAACACAAUUUUUACAAGUUUGUUUGAAUCCAGACAGUGGUGCUGAUUAUUUAUUAGAGUAUUUAAAAGUGGGGGGCAACUCUCAUGAAAUUUUAAAACAAAUCUCUACUGACAAUAAGAAGAACCUUACUCUAGCAACUCCAACCUUUCAUAUAUUUCAUCUUAUAAUUCUCAAAGUUCAAUCUUCCAUGCCACACAUGAUAGCUGUAACAGAAGAAGCUUGUCGCUACUUCCUCAACACAUUCAUACCAACAGUUGAAAUUAUGAUAAGUGAGAAUUCGGGACCUCGGCACAGGAAAGUCAUUUUGAACCUAUUGACAUCAAUGGUUACAUUGAACUCAGAUUUAGGUGUUGAAGUACUAAGUCAGGUGCCUCUCACACCCAAGCACUUACAAUACAUUGUUGAAAAGCCUAAUUAUAAAGAGAAAGACAAUGUGAGAACAGCAUUUGUGCAUUUCAUGACCUCCUUUCUUGUUGACGGACAUUUACCGCUAAUAAAAGCUUUGCUGGAAAAACAAGGGCUGCUAGGAUUGGUAAUACCAGGCCUAGUUCAAGAUGAGGCAGAAGCUGUAUUAAUGUUCUUAAAUAUUCUUAAGAAAAAUGUGAUUGAUAACAAUCUUAUAUCAAAAACAUUGAAACUCAAAACAUUUAGCCACCAAGUACUGCAUAAUUUAUUUAAAUUGUUUAAUUGGAGAGGGCCUCCAGAGAUAAGUCAAGAGUUAAAAAAUGAGGCACGUCCAGAAAUAGUACAGCUACUCUCCAAUAUAAUGUUGACCUUAUUUACAUCUCAUAAGUACGGUCUAUACUUCGUUGACCAUAGUCUAGGAACUAGUGAUUUGCAUAAAAAUCAAAAUUUAUAUAAGACCUUGUUGAGUUUGAAAAGACCUUGGGAGAAUAAAGAUGAGGCUGAUGUUGUUCUUCAGAUAAUCCUAAAAUGCCCUGACUUACAUAGAGCUGUUGUUCAUAUUAUAGAGCAAUCAUUUCAACCACAGCAUUCACCAAUAUGGGAAAGAGCAACACAUUUUGUUGUGCAACUUUUAGAUACAGUUAAGCCUGAGGAUUUGAUCCCUAGAUUGCACACAUUGAGCUCAACACAAGCAGCCAAUUUUAUUAGGUUUAUUACAAUACCAGUCCCAUUGUUAAAAUUAAUUCAAGCAAAUUUUCAGGCAGAUCUAACAAUUUCUGUAUACUGUGUCAAAGUGUUAGUAAAAAUGUUGCAAUCAUUAAAGAAAUAUUUGGAUAUUUUUGAAAUGGAAGAAUCCAUUGAAAUAUUAACUGAUUUAAAAAGUAGAUUAGAAAACUUUUUGCCCAGGCAUUUGCCACCUUCAAAUGUUAUUGUUUCACUUAUGAACAAGAUUAUAACAAAUGAAAAUGAAGGAACUGAGAGUUCACAACACUAUAAAUUGCCAAAAAUCAAUGCUACUGACUCCUUAUUGCAUAUAAUAGACUUGUUACUUUUGUAUAAUAGUAUUUAUCCAGAUUUUUUCGAGAACCUCGAAAGCAGCAUAGAUAUGAAAAAAAUUCUUGACUUUACUAAAACAUUGUCUUCAGAUAAUGUGGCACUUCUAAAGUUUAAAGUUAUAUCUUUAUGGUUAAUCCUAGAUCCGUCAGCAAUUUCUUUGAAGAAUACAAUAUUUAAGGAACUUUUUCUCAUAAUGUUAGAAGUGUUUACAAGUGAAGAUACAACUACUUGGAAUCAAGCGAAAGAAACAUUAUAUGAAUUCUUGAAAAGCACAGACAUUUUUGAAGCUAAUGAUGAUGAAAUACUUUUAAUGUUAUAUACAUUGAGAAAUGUGACAGUUAAUCCAAUUUCACUCAUAGUGGAUGUUGUUGAAUAUGUUUUAGAGAAUAAGAAUGAUUUGGUUGAAUAUACAAGAAGCCAAAUGGGAAAUUUUAUAGUUGGUGUUGAUAGUGUUGCAUCAAACAUAGAUGAGGUUCUUACUGACCUGAUGAAUAAUAGGAUUACUACAGGAAGUGUAUAUUUAGAAAACAAACUACCCUCACCUUUUAUAAUUGGUUGUAUGCAAUAUAUUCAAAGUAACAGAGAUGCAAAAAAAGGUUUGAAAAAAUUUCUCUCACUCUAUAUUGCAAAUUUGUAUCAUAGCAAUUGUAUAGCAGAAUUAUCUGAGGCACUAAUUGGGGACUCAAAAUUAGAAGUUAGAAGCUAUGUCGCUGAUUGUACUAUAAAUCCAACACCUUUGCCUGAUUCUAUUUUAAAAGAUGAUGUUUUGCUUAAAAUAUCCAGGUCGGUAAUUGAAGAUGAAGAGUUAUCUGUUAAUCAGGUCUUUUCAAACCUUGAAGAGUGUCAUGGUGCAAAUGAUUUGAUAGUUAAUGAUAUCCAUUACAAGAUUAAUGUUACAGAAUCAUUAGACAGUUCACAGCUAUUUAUUUGGGGUAAAUAUUUAAUAUUCUGUGUAAUACAACUGUCCAAAUAUGAUAAAUUAUCAGUGGCUAAACAAAAAAAGAUACAAAGCUACUUCAAAGCAAUAAUCUGUACUGGAAAGAAACAUCAUAAAAUGGAUUUUUGUCGCUCUAUGUUAUUAAAUCUGUUCAAGAAUGCUCAUAUUCGUAAGAUUUAUAGAGCUUUAGAUACGAAUAAUAACCAAUCAUAUAUUUUAGCCACAGACUUUCUGUUGCAUGUGAUUAUUAGCAAUAGAGAUAUUGUAAAUUAUUUGAAUAAGAAACAUUUUAUUCUGAGACCAUAUCAACAAAAGACUUUAACAGAGAUUGUUAAAGCAUUUAUUAAAAUAAAUAAAAGAAAGAAUAUUAAUUGUGACCAUACAAUAGCUGUGCUCAAUGUUGUUGGUCUCUCCAAUGAAGAUGACAUUAAAGUGCUCAAUCAUGUUUUUGACAUAGAAUUAGCAUCAUGUGUUAAAGAUGACAAAGAACCAAGUGUAGUCCUUGAAGUUCUGAGAAUUUUACUUGAUAAGUAUUCUAAGUCAAUAUCAUUAGAACUUACUCCAGAUAUCAUAAAGAAGAGUAUAAAAUUAUAUACAGAAAUGCUCGUAUAUACAGAAGUUACAACAAAUUUAACCAAUUUAGAACUAACAUUGAUUUCAUAUUUUGAAAACAAACCACAUCAUGCCAUAUUUGUAACUGAUGAUGACUUUCGAAAAUUCUUUAAAGCAAAUACAGUACGAAAAACCACAGCAAGCUUAGCAAGUUCUUUACUGCAAUUAAAUGUAUGUUUUUGUAAUGUAUUCAAAUCUGAAUUGGAUAGACAAGAUAUAUUAAGUCACAGGGAACUAACAUUGCCGCUGGCAAAUGCGGCUAUUGAACACUCACAUUUUAUUGCAGAGAAUAAUGAUUUCUUGCAGAAGCUAUAUGAAGAGUAUAAACUGAAUAUAUGGAAAUUUUUAGAAAAACCGCAUAAAGUUGGACAAGUUUACAUUCAAAGUUGGCUGUUGAUUAAAAAACUUGCAGUUACAUGUAUGUCUGAGGAGGACUGUAUGAAGUUAUUCUCAAAAAAUCAUAAAUUUGAAGCUCUAGAAAUAUCUCAUAUAAGACUAACUGAGGCUAUACUUACAAGGAUAUAUUCCAAGAAGGACAUUAAAAUUGAUUAUUUUUGCAACUAUGCUUUAUCAAUGCUCAGUUUAAUUUCCACUUCGCUAAAAGAUGACAAAUUAUCAGAUAUAGAUGAAGUUAUAUCAAUAGUUUAUAAUACAACGAAAAUAGAUAAUAUUGAAUCAUACAGUGAUAAAGAAGAUUUAAAAAAAAUAAUUGAUACAGCGACAUGGCAGAACUUUUGUAAAAUUGUUCUAAAAUCAGCACUUAAAGUCAGUAAUAUAAAUGAAGAUAGAUGUUAUGGGCCUAAAUUAUUGUGUUUAUUGACUUCAUUUGUUACACUUCUAUAUCCGACAGACAACAGUGAUAUAGUAACACUGUUUGAUAUGGUUACAUCUCACUCUGAGUUCUUAAAUGUUAUGCUGAGCUUACACAGCCCUGAUAUUAAAACACGCUUAUUACAAUUCAUCUACACAUUAAUGCAGAUGAAUAAGUCAGUGAUGAAAAGUCAACAAAUUCCAGUGUUUUUAAGUGCCUACCAUGCAACAAGAUCUCCGUCAGAUAGGCUGAUAUUAUCAAUUCUGCAAUUUUACGAAUCCAAUGGCCUGCCAGUCAAUGAUUAUAAGCCGUAUAUAUGGGGAGAUUCAGCGGCAAAUUACUAUGCAGUCAGAAAAAAAAGAAACUCAUCCCUUUGGAGUCAUCCCACACCAAACCAAGUUCUAAACUUAUUUGAUAGAGAAGUCAUUGACGUAACUGUCCGAAAUUAUCCAGUUACACAAAAAUUAAAUUAUUAUUUUCAACUGCCGCCAAAUUGUAAUGAGAUUGAAGAAGGAAACGUCAAAAUAUACAUCCGAAAAUUGACGGUAAAAUCAGGAAAUGUAGCUACUGAAAAUAAUUUAAAACAAAGUGAAUUUACGAAUACUAUGAAAUUAAUAGGUAAAGAUGCGCUGGUGGUUUCUCAGACGGAUUACAAUGUUGCAAUAUAUGAUCCAGCAUUUAUUUUCCCGCUUUUAAGUCACCUAUUGGCGCCUGGAUCUAUGGCGUCUUGUUUUAAGCUAUUGAGGUGUGGUAUGCUUUCUGUGGUGGUGAUGGGACUUAGUUCUCAGUGUCCUUUGAUGAGAGCAGCGGCCUUCCACGUGUUACAUCGGUUCUGCCUACUGUUGGAAACAGAGACGAGACACAAAAACGAUAAGCUUCUUCUUACUGACUUCAUAACAACACUACGCCACAGCUUGCGCACAGCAAUCAAUCAGCCAGACCAAGAUGAAUACUUCAGAGACUUGAAAAAUCCAAAACUACCCGCAAUCGACGCGUUGUACCUCGCCAAAGUACUGACCGUGUGCACGUCACCUUCAGACCCACUCUACAAACCUGCAAACAACUUCUUAAUAGCCAAACAGUUCGUAGACCUCACAGUCGUACCAGAUUUUCUGAGCCUCUUUCAUGAUAACGAAGUUGAAUUAAUUGAUCGCAGACUAUGGAUUCUGGAAAUAAUUAGAGAUGGAACUAAAACAAUGGUUGAUGUCAAUGUGAUAUUCAAAACUAUGUGUCUUAAGAUGAUAAUGGAUUUUUAUACAACUGUGCUCUGUGACAGAAGAAGUAAAGUUAAAAUAUUAGGAGUUAUUAAAUCUAUAGCAGCAAUACCCAGAGCUUUCGAAAUAUUGCUAGAAGGAUAUUCACUUAUGGCUUGGAUGAAUUCUAUAAUGUCGUAUAUUGCAAAUGAUAAAAGUAUUGUUAAAGUAAUUAUAAAUUUAAUUGAAACAAUAAUUCACAGUUUAAAUAUAAUUGCAAUCUCGAAAGUUAAACCUAACAGUAACAAUACAGAAAUUAAAGUUAAAAGUGAUGUUGAGUAUGAAGUAUUGGCAAUAAUUUACGAGUUAUUGAAUCAUAUUGAUGCUGUAGACGUCCUCGAAGUCGUAGAAUAUGUUAAACUGUAUAAUUUAAUAUCGAAACGAACAUUGAAGUUCUUGAGUAAGAAGCAAUUGACGAAUAUUGUUACAAAAUGUAGUUUAAAAGUGAAAGAUUUCGAAAGCGUUCACGUUAUAAAACGGGCUAUGGCGACGAAGGAUUGUAAUCUGUUGAAAAGCAGGCUUAUUGAUGGGAAUGAUAGCAAUGCAGUGCUGGUUACUGAGUUACAUUGCCUUGUUGGUAACUACGUGCUGUGAUCUGUAUAUUUGUAAAAACAUUAAAAUAAAUAUAUUUUGUUAUCACUA
Messenger RNA from Leptidea sinapis, 6023 nucleotides. RefSeq names its product nucleolar pre-ribosomal-associated protein 1. Gene Ontology annotation, cellular component: nucleolus. Bases 96 to 5975 code for a protein of 1959 amino acids. Gene Ontology annotation, biological process: maturation of 5.8S rRNA from tricistronic rRNA transcript (SSU-rRNA, 5.8S rRNA, LSU-rRNA); maturation of LSU-rRNA from tricistronic rRNA transcript (SSU-rRNA, 5.8S rRNA, LSU-rRNA). The transcript has 3 exons. The record is from RefSeq and is a predicted model, not a curated record. NCBI's taxonomy places the organism in Eukaryota, Metazoa, Arthropoda, Insecta, Lepidoptera, Pieridae.